Hydractinia symbiolongicarpus is the source of this 765-nucleotide messenger RNA. RefSeq lists its product as uncharacterized. Gene Ontology annotation, biological process: retrotransposition. Gene Ontology annotation, molecular function: single-stranded RNA binding. Gene Ontology annotation, cellular component: ribonucleoprotein complex. Lineage: Eukaryota; Metazoa; Cnidaria; Hydrozoa; Anthoathecata; Hydractiniidae. Bases 1 to 765 code for a protein of 254 amino acids. The transcript has a single exon. The record is from RefSeq and is a predicted model, not a curated record.
AUGGCACAAAAAGAUGUGGUUGAUAUGAACGUGUCAAUUUCUUUGGUUAGAAACAUAUUUAAAGAAAUGUUUGAUGAAGAUAGAAAAGCACGUGAGAGGAGGAUAAAUGAACUGGAAAAGACUUUAUUGCAAAUAAUAAGCUCCAACACAGUUAUUAUGAACCAAAGACUGGACAAGCUAAAUCCAGAACUCGAUGACUUAAAGGAAGAAGUUAAGCUGCUUUCCAAGGAAAAAACAGAAAUUGCAGAUAGUCUUCAAGUUCACCAAAACAUGGUGGAUGACAAACUUGAAAUUUCCAAAACCCACAUAAAAACUGGGGAUGAAAAGCUGAAGGAUUUAAAGGAAAAACUUCGUGAAAUGGAGGAUAGAUCGCGAAGAAAUAAUCUCCGAAUUGAUGGUUUGGCAGAACAUGAGAAAGAAAGUUGGGAAGAUUGCAAACAGAAGGUAAAAAAUCUUUUGAAACAGAAACUGAAUCUGAAAAAUAUAAUAAUCAAAAGAAUACACAGAGUUCGACCAAUGACGGAAAAAGAAGGUCCCAGAACUAUAGUGGCUAAAUUGUUAAACUGGGAAGACAAGGAAGCAAUAUUGAUGAAUGCAAAGAAGCUUAAAAAUACUGGUAUUUAUAUUUAUGAAGAUUUCUCUGCGGCAACAAGGCUUAUCAGAAAGGAGAAAUGGAUUGAAGUUCAGAGACUUAAGGAACUUGGUAAAUAUGCAAUUUUAAAAUAUGACAAAUUAUUUUCUAGGGAUUUCAAACCAAAAACAUAA